This is a messenger RNA of Megalops cyprinoides (Indo-Pacific tarpon), 2903 nucleotides long. It is a transcript of the gene dusp6, whose product is annotated as dual specificity phosphatase 6. The record is from RefSeq and is a predicted model, not a curated record. Gene Ontology annotation, biological process: negative regulation of ERK1 and ERK2 cascade; protein dephosphorylation; positive regulation of apoptotic process. Gene Ontology annotation, cellular component: cytosol; cytoplasm. NCBI's taxonomy places the organism in Eukaryota, Metazoa, Chordata, Actinopteri, Elopiformes, Megalopidae. Gene Ontology annotation, molecular function: protein tyrosine/threonine phosphatase activity; MAP kinase tyrosine/serine/threonine phosphatase activity. The transcript has 3 exons. Bases 555 to 1706 code for a protein of 383 amino acids.
GCGGCCGAGAGCUCAUAGGAGAGGACAAGCCAAAACGGGACUUUCAUUCUAUGACACAUCGCCACACCGCCGCGAUUUAAGGAGAUAUAUGAUCUACAUUUGGCACAGAAAUCCAAUCCAAAGACGGGCGCUGCAGAUUUUUAACCGUCCGUUUUACUGUACGAGCUGUUAUUAUAUAACGUGAGCACAGCGUCAUUCCAGCGGGUGCCUCCGUGAGUCAUUGAUAAACGCACAGGCAUUCCUUGCAGUGUCUCUCAGCUUGAAUCAAUGCUGGGAAGAGCAUCUGCAAUCGAAUAUCCGUGUCAGAAUUUGUGUUUUGACGAUUUUAAUUGUGUUCACAAGACCGCCAGCAGUGCUAUGAAUAUAAUUCGUGCGUCUUAAAUAGGGGAUCUUGAUUAUCUGAGAUUUUUUGUGAAUGAUCACGCGGGUGAUUACCUCAAUGCUUUAGUCGGCGCAGUAAGGUGUACAACCUCCACACAGCUGUGCACUUACUGCAUACACCGGACCGCAUUUCACCUCUUCUUCUUAUAGAUUUUUCGUCUGCUUUUCCCCUAAUGCUAGAUAAGUUUAAACCCGUUCAUUUCGAUUCGAAAAUGGCAAUUAGCAAAACCGUGGACUGGCUGAGAGAGCAGCUGGAGACGCGCAGCGACUGCCUGCUGCUGAUGGACUGCCGAGCCCGCGAGCUGUACGAGUCGUCGCACAUCGAGACGGCGAUCAACGUGGCGAUCCCGAGCCUCAUGCUGCGGCGGCUCAGGAAGGGCAACCUGCCCAUCAGAUCCCUGCUGGCCAACGGCGAGGACCGCGAGAAAUUCGCCCGGAGGUGCAAGACGGACACCAUCGUGCUGUACGACGAGUACAGCCGGGAGUGGAACGAGAACGUGGACGGAGGCUCGGUCCUGGGAUUGCUGCUCAGGCGCAUGAAAGACGAGGGGUACAAGGCUUUUUACCUGGAAGGAGGCUUCAGUAAAUUCCAGACCGAGUUCCCUGCCCUGUGCGAGACCAACCUGGACAGCUCCUCCAGCAGCGGCUCCCCGACGGCGCAGGUCCUCGGGUUAGGCGGCCUGCGCAUCAGCUCCGACUCUUCGGACAUCGAGUCCGACAUCGACCGCGAUCCGAACAGCGCGACCGACUCCGACGGCAGCCCGCUGUCCAACCCCCAACCCUCUUUCCCGGUGGAGAUCCUGCCGCACCUCUACCUGGGCUGCGCCAAAGACUCCACAAACCUGGACAUUUUGGAAGAGUACGGCAUAAAGUACAUACUGAACGUCACCCCGAACCUACCCAACCUUUUCGAGAACGCCGGGGAGUUCAAAUACAAGCAGAUCCCCAUCUCAGACCACUGGAGUCAGAACCUGUCCCAGUUCUUUCCGGAGGCUAUCGGCUUCAUUGACGAGGCUCGCAGCCUGAAGUGUGGCGUGCUGGUGCACUGCCUGGCCGGGAUCAGCCGGUCCGUCACUGUCACGGUGGCCUACCUCAUGCAGAAGCUCAACCUCUCCAUGAACGACGCCUACGACAUUGUCAAGAUGAAGAAAUCCAACAUCUCGCCCAACUUUAACUUCAUGGGGCAGCUGCUGGACUUCGAGCGCACCCUGGGCCUUAACAGCCCCUGCGACAACAGAAUCUCCACCCCCUCCACCCAGCCCCUGUACUUCACCACCCCGACCAAUCACAACGUCUUUCAGCUGGACGCUCUGCAGUCCACAUGAGCCCUGCCCACAGGGCCUGCUCUGUCACGGAGGGUGACUUCUCCUCAAAUUGUUUUUUCAUCUCCUGUCAAGGGGGGCUUGACACAGCUGUCACAGUUGGCUGGAGCAGCCAUGUGUGCAGCGCAGCUGAGGUUCAUGUGUCUUUGGCUGAGGCUGGAGAGCAGCUGUAGGGCUGGGAGACACUCUCUCUCCCUCACUCUCACCCACAGUGAGACUGACUGCAAGGUCAGGUGUGAAGAACUGGUAUGGAAAGCCAAAGAGACAUUGUUAGUCUAACUGGACACGUUUGUUACAGACAGCACUUACACUCACAGCCGUGUGUUCGGUUUGGGUGUGCAUUUCAUGUCUUCAGUGAAGACCUGCCUGUUUUGGGGUCGAAACACCCCAGGUUAUGAGGGCCCAGUAUUUGGCACUCCACGUUAUUUGUGUGGAGUCGUUUGAAACGUUUAUACAUGUGUAUACGUGGAGUAUUUAAGAGUAAUGCCUUGCUCUAGUAAGAGUAUAACCUCUGCUAGCAAGUAGGUACUGAUGGUUUAAGCUCUCUACUCAAUGUAAACCUACAUUCAGAACAUCAAUCUACCGUUGUUUGAUAUGCCAAAAAUUUUUUUGAAAUGUGUAAAUGUGUAAUAUAUUUUGACUUUGCUUAAUGUAUCGAUUGAAUCUAUGGGCCUUUCUUUUGCACCUUCUCCCACCUGACUCAGAAUCUCCCCCUUAUGCCUUAGAUCUGUACAUACAGCCCGAUUCUUACAUCUGCUUUCAAAUUGGAAAUGCAACGCCAAAAGUCAUCACGCACCUCUCUGAGAAGCACAUCCCAGCAGGCCUGCUCUGUGCAGGAAGUUCGGCCUCGCACGCUUCCUUUCCACGGCCUGUGGUGCUUUUGGGAAGUGGUGCAUUCAGACUCGAUGCUGCAUGUGACUGUAAGGAUAAUCAUUUAAUUAUUAAUGUGACGUUGUGGCGUUCGUGUGCAUUAGUGGUGGCGUACAGAGUACAGGAGCACUAAGCUGGGCGUGGCCCAGCAGGGCUCCCCUGAACUUCACUUUAUUUUUGCGGGGGACCCCGAGGGCUCAUCCUGGUGUAAAGAUGUGGCUCUAAGGAAAGUGGGUUGGGGGUGUCGGCCUUUCUCCUUUCAGGGAUGCUGUGUAAAUGAAGAGAUGUAACAGGAUUGUGGGUGUGUUCGGUGAGCGAGAGCUGCCAACG